CACUUUCGCUCUAAAAGUUUUCAUGGUCAUUCAUAAAGGAUUUGAACUACUGCAACUACUAAUUCAUUUGCAGUUUAAUUUAAUCUUGUUUUUAAUCACUUUUCUCGAUUUUCUACAGCUUCAAUGCAUUUUUUUUUCAACUGGGUUUUUAAGAUCCAAAGAAAAAAAUUUAAAAGUUAGUUGAUGCGAGAACUAGCUUGACUAAUUUUUUUUUCAAGUUUGCUUUGCUGGGUACAUUUCAUUUUCCGAUUAAUGUGCUUACGUUUGAAGGGUUUGGUAUCUGUUUGAUUGUUGCCCUCCAAUUUUUCGACAACCUUAUUUUUUUUUCCUUGGUAAUUUUUCUGAUUCAUGUGCUGUCUUUGGCCAUCUUCUUAAUGACAGUUGCAUGUUUGAUUGUUGUUCUCAAAGAAAGUAGUCAUCUUAGAAUGGACUCGCUCCCUGAUGCAAUGGUGCACACUGUACUGUCAUACAUGAAUAAUGCCCGAGAUGUGGCAAUUUGUAACUGUGUAUCUAAGCGUUGGAAGGAUGUUAUGCCUUGUAUUAGUAGCCUCUAUUUCCCUCGCAAUUGUUUUGAUAAUCUUUCGGGCAGUGACCGUCCUGAUGAAAUUGUUUUGAGGAUGGUUUCCUCGAUCGAAAGGUUAGAAGAGCUUGUUGUUUACAGUCCAUUCUCAGGUGCUGGCCUCUCUUCAUGGCUAUCAGUAAUGGGUUCCUCUCUUAGGCACCUUGAGCUUCGGAUGGACAAUCUAACUGAACAGCAGGGUUGUCUUGAGAGCCCCUCUAAGUUAGAUUGUAUAAGCUUUGCAAAGAAUUUGGAAUCUCUUAAACUUUGGGGUGUUUUAAUGACCCAACCUCCCAAGUGGGAUGUCUUUCAAAAUCUUAGAAACCUUGAAAUUGUUGGUGCAAGAUUGGAAGACCUGGCACUUUCGGCACUGCUAAAAAUGUGUCCUUAUUUGACCAAUUUGCUGCUGCUUGGCUGUGAAGGAGUUAGAUCUGUUUCAAUUGAUUUGCAAUUUUUAGAGCGGUGCAAGCUUGAUUUUUAUGGCUUGGGUAACUGUUCGUUUUCAAUGAACUCUCCAAAAAUUGAAGUCCUUGAGGUGCAAGGUUGUAGUUGGAUCCGGGUUCGUGGGACUGAGCACUUGAAGAACCUCUCAAUUGCCAACAAUGCAGGGAGAGUCUACAUGGUUGAUUUCGGAAAGCUUGUGGCUCUGGAGUUCUUAUCCAUUAGAGGAGUCCAGUGGUGUUGGGAUGCAAUAUGCAAUAUGCUUCAAUGGGCAAGUGAGGUGAAGCACUUGUAUAUGAAAGUUGAAUUCACAGGAGAUUUUGAGGUACUUCAACCCUUUCCGGAGAUUGAUUUUGUUGAGUUCUUCAACAACCAUCCAAAGCUUCAAAAGUUUGAUAUCCAUGGAGCCAUGUUCGCAUCUCUUUGUCAAAAAAACAGCUUGAAAAGGAUUAAUAGGGGCUUUGUAAUUCCUUGUUUGGAGGAGGUGGCCAUCACAAUCAGAUCACCAUUGAAUGCUGAGCAGAAAAUGAGCACACUAGAGUCCUUUUUAAAGUAUGGGAAGUAUCUUAAGACAAUGACAAUAAAGAUUCUUCAGAUGAAGAGCAAUCACAGCAGUGCAGAUGAUUUCUUUGAUGAGAUAUGCAGGUUUAGAUACAUGAACAGGAAGAUUGUUCGAAUUGAAUAAUGGCUCAUUAAAUCUAAUUUCAUGUUCAAUUCAAUUUCAAGUUUUAUCUAAUUUUUCAAAUCUCUAAUUACAUGUUACAACUGAACUACUAAUUUGGUUCAAUUUGAAUUCAUAAUUGUUUCUUUUCUUUUCAUAA
Molecule: messenger RNA, 1821 nt
Organism: Humulus lupulus (European hop)
Lineage: Eukaryota; Viridiplantae; Streptophyta; Magnoliopsida; Rosales; Cannabaceae
Product: F-box protein At1g10780
Exons: 4
Coding region: 375-1685 (436 amino acids)
Molecular function (GO): protein binding
Source: RefSeq, a predicted model, not a curated record